This is a messenger RNA of Elephantulus edwardii (Cape elephant shrew), 2133 nucleotides long. It is a transcript of the gene CNKSR1, whose product is annotated as connector enhancer of kinase suppressor of Ras 1. The record is from RefSeq and is a predicted model, not a curated record. The transcript is spliced from 21 exons. Bases 1 to 2133 code for a protein of 710 amino acids. Gene Ontology annotation, molecular function: protein binding. NCBI's taxonomy places the organism in Eukaryota, Metazoa, Chordata, Mammalia, Macroscelidea, Macroscelididae.
AUGGAGCCGGUGACGACCUGGACCCCCGGGAAGGUGGCAACUUGGCUCCGAGGCCUCGACGACUCCCUGCAGGACUAUCCCUUUGAGGCCUGGGAGCUGCCGGGCAAGUACCUGCUUCAGCUCUGCCCCCGCAGCCUCCAGGCUCUGACUGUGUGGCCUCUGGGUCACCAGGAACUCAUCCUGGAUGGGGUGGAACAGCUCCGGGCUCUGAGCUCUGGACUUCAGACAGAGAACCUGCAGAACCUGACAGAGGGGCUGCUGGCGAAAAUUCACACCUUCCAGACCUUGGUCCAAGGCCAUCUGGAGGCCUGCGCCGAGACCCCUGCUGAUGUUCUCAGUGCAGCGGUGGACCUGGUGCAAGAGGCUCGUACUCUCCUUUUCUGGCUCAACAGGUACCUCUUCUCCCACUUAAACGACUUCUCAGCCUGUCAGGAGAUCGGGGACUUGUGUGGGGAGCUGGGCCAGGCCCUGCAGGAGGAUUGCCCGGUGGCUGAGAAGGAGAGCCGAGUCCUGAGAAUCUGUAGCCACAUCGCUGGGAUCUGCCACAACAUCCUGAGCUAUAGUCCCAAAGAGCUGCUGGAGCAGCGGGCUGUGCUGGAAAGCGUGCAGCUGGACGAUCCCUUGGGCUUGGAAAUCCAUACCACCAACAACUGUCUUCACUUUGUGUCUCGAGUGAGUCCCUCGCUCCGUACCAGCUCCCAGCUGCAGAUCCUGCCUGGAGACGAAGUUGUCCAGGUCAACGACCAGGUGGUGGUGGGCUGGCCUCAUAAGAACGUGGUGAGGGAGCUGCUUCGAGAGCCAGCUGGGGCCAGCCUGGUGCUAAAGAAGGUUCUGGUGCCCGAGACCCCUCCACAGGUACCUGUUCCCCCUCCUCCCCUUCGCCACCCUAUCUGCUUUCAGAGCCCUUUUCCGCUGGCUCUGCCCUCACUGUCACCCAGUACCGUCCAACAGGAAGUCUUUGCCUUUGACUUGUCUUCAAAUCCAAAUCCUGGGCCCAGCUCUGCCUGGACAGACUCUGCCUCCCUUGACUCUGAGCCUGUGUCCAUCCUUCCACCAUCCCCAGGGACAGCAGAGACCCCAGAGCCCCCAGGACACUCCGAAAAGAGUCCUAUCCCUGGUCGGAAAAAAUCAAAAGGCGUGGCGACACGGUUGAGCCGCCGACGGGUGUCGUGCCGGGAGCUGGGUCAGCCCGACUGCGAUGGCUGGCUGCUGCUGCGCAAGGUGCCCAGCGGUUUCAUGGGCCCACGCUGGCGCCGCUGCUGGUUUGUGCUCAAGGGACACACACUCUAUUGGUACCGCCAGCCCCAGGAUGAGAAGGCAGAAGGCCUCAUCAAUGUCUCCAACUACAGCCUGGAAAGUGGACAGGAUCAGAAGAAAAAAUAUGUGUUCCAGCUUACCCAUGAUGUGUACAAGCCCUUCAUCUUCGCUGCUGACACCCUGGAGGACCUGAGCACCUGGGUGCGCCAUCUCAUUACCUGCAUCUCCAAGUACCAAUCUCCAGGCCGAGCCCCGCCUCCCCAAGAAGAAGAUUGCUACAGUGAGACGGAAGCAGAAGACCCUGAUGAUGAGGCUGGGUCGCGCUCAGCCUCGCCUAGCCCAGCCCGAGCUUGGAGUCCUGUCCAUGGAGACAUGUCACCUGCAGCAACCCCCACACAGGGCAGCCCGCGAACUUCCUUCGGCCUUCCAACAGACAGUGGUGAUGGAGCAUUAGAACGAAUGGUAUGGGGGCUAAAACAGGGCGGCGUGUCCCUUUUGGGCCAGCCACAACCCCUCACCCAUGAACAGUGGCGGAGCUCCUUCAUGCGGCGUAACCGAGAACCCCAGCUCAACGAGCAAGUGCACCGGGUGCGGGUGCUACAGAGCACACUCAAGGCAAAGAUGCAGGAGCUGCAAGUCCUGGAAGAGCUGCUUGGUGACCCAGACCUGACUGCAGAGAAGUUCCGACAGUGGAAGGAGCAGAACCAGGAGUUGUACACAGAGGCCCUGGGGACCCGGACAGUGGUGCAGGCUGAGGGCAGCUCUCCGGUCCUGACCUCUGACACAAGAGAACAGUCCACAUAUCCCCUGCCCUCUGACCCUGAGGAACACUCCCAUCUGUCUUCUGCCCCGAAAGAGCAACCUCCAGCCUCCUGA